AUGUCUGAAGGCGGAAACGGCGAAACGCCGGGAGGAGGUAGCCUGGCACAGCUCUCGAAAGAAAACAGGAAGUUGGUACGAAGAAUUGAAAAACUGAAAACUGAAAAUCAAAAACUUGAAAACGAAGUAACAAUACUCCGAGAAGAGAACAAAAUAGCAUCUGGAAUCCGAGAACAAGCCACACAGUACGAGAUAAUACUGAGCGAACUGAAGGAAUUGGAAGACAGUAAACUCAUAUUGGAGGAACAGCUUCAAUAUGUAGAGUUUGAUUUGGAAUCCUUGAAGCAGGAAAUGGCGAUAGUUAAGGAAGGGUGCACGGAUGCACAGGAAGUCAACAGACAAUUAUUACAGUAUCGGGAAAACAUGGAAUUCGCUUAUGAAUUGGAAUUAUCAAAUGCACGAGAUGGAAAUCGCGAGCUAUCACAGCACAUAAUAAUACUGGAAUUCAUACAAGAUACGAUAGAAUCGUCUUUAAGUGACGCGCUUAGCCAACUGACAAUUAUGAAACUCGAAACAAAUCAGUGUGAGGUACAUCGGGAUCAAAUUGAUACGCUGAACGCCUGUUUGAUAUCUUUGCAAGAGAGCGCUGAAUGCAGACCCUCUCGCCCGAGGGCGGCGUCCAGCCAAAGUAAUUCGGAGAAAUGUGUAAUAUGCCAUGACCGAGAAAGAACGGUUGAAAUUCAACCAUGUGGACAUAUCGUCAUGUGCGACAUUUGCGCCGCUCUGCAAUACGAAACAAACGGAACGUGUCCGAUGGACAGGGGCAUAAUCGAUUCGAUGAGAAAUAUCGAUGAACCCGUUGAAUGA
Molecule: messenger RNA, 807 nt
Organism: Saccoglossus kowalevskii
Lineage: Eukaryota; Metazoa; Hemichordata; Enteropneusta; Harrimaniidae
Product: spindle pole body component 110-like
Source: RefSeq, a predicted model, not a curated record